ACAGGCAAUAAGAGCAGUGAGCAGACAUCUGAUUGUUCCAGCAAAUAACAGUAUUCUCCGUACCCCUGAUCCAUGCUCUGUGGGGUCUUCUCCAGAGUCCAGAGGCAAUGUGUCCGACUCUCCGCAUGCUAUAAUGAUGCCAACUUGCCAAGAUGACCACGGACUUACCGUCGCGCAGGAAGAACAGGCUGCUGGCCAUCUCUCCGGUGCUGGAACAUCCUCGCAACACCGAUAUAAGGACCAAGUAGCCGUUGCUGCCGGGUAUUUGGUGAAAGUGGCCUCCGGAAGAAUUUUGAAUUGAAACUACGAACAAGCAGAAAGCGAUCCCCCACACCCGCAGCAGCAGCAGCCACCCCGUCUUCAUCUACCUCUUAGUCCUGUGUAAGUGUCCCCUCUCGUCUAUAAAGUCUGCACAGGAGCCCAUCUUCCUGUUUCUCCAUCCCCACACAUCCUCCCUUUUAACCUCCGCAUACUCCUCCAACAAUGUACCGCAGCACGAUGGACAAAGAGGCCUUCAUCGGGUCAAUCGACCAAGGCACCACCUCCACCCGCUUCCUCAUCUUCAAUGUCCAAGGCGGCAUCGAAGCAUCGCACCAGAUGGAGCACAAGCAAAUCUACCCACACCCAUCGUGGGUCGAGCAUGACCCAAAGGAGAUCCUCGACAACAUCAUGACCUGCAUCGAGCGUGGUGUCUCGCAAUUUGUGCAAAAAGGCUACCGCGCCUCACAAAUCAAAGCAAUCGGUCUCACCAACCAGCGCGAGACAACCGUUGUUUGGGAUAAAUCCACCGGCAAGCACUUGACCAAUGCCAUUGUCUGGUCAGAUGCACGAACAACAAAGACAGUUGAGAAACUCAAUAAACGCAAAGGCGCCGAUCAAGUACACGCCAAAUGUGGUCUGCCACUCUCCACCUACUUUGCUGCCGUCAAGCUUACUUGGAUGCUUGAGCACUUGCCUGUUGUUCGCGAAUGCCGUGAAGCUGGCAACUUGUGCUUUGGCACCAUUGAUUCCUGGGUCCUGUACAAUCUUACGGGUGGUAUCAACGGCGGUCUACACAUUACCGAUGCCUCCAACGCUUCUCGCACCAUGUUGUGUAACAUCAAGACACUCAAUUAUGAUGAAUCACUCGUCAAGGACUUUUGGCAGUUUGAGGGCAUCCACUUGCCGGAGGUUGUCUCGUCGUCUGAGAUUUAUGGUGAGAUUCCAGCAGGUCCACUCAAGGGCAUUCCAGUGGCCGGUAUCCUCGGUGAUCAAUCUGCAGCACUGGUGGGUCAGCUAUGUUUCGAGGAAGGUACAGCGAAAUCUACCUACGGCACAGGCUCGUUCCUUCUCAUGAACACAGGCGAAGAACCCGUCAUUUCGAAGAAUGGCCUUUUGACAACCGUCGGCUACCAAUUUGGUCGUGAUGCGAAACCAGUGUACGCACUCGAAGGAUCCAUUGCAGUUGCAGGCAGUGCCAUCAAAUGGACACGCGAUCAGCUCGGUUUGAUUAGCGAUGCUGCCGAGAUUGGUGAGUUGGCAUCACAAGUGAAAGAUACCGGUGGUGUUGUCUUUGUUACUGCCUUUUCAGGUCUCUUUGCACCGUACUGGAGAGACGAUGCUCGUGGUACAAUUUUGGGAUUGACGGCGUAUUCUACAAAGCAGCAUAUCGCUCGUGCAACAAUCGAAGCGACUUGCUUCCAGACAAAAGCUAUUCUGGAUGCCAUGUCUCAGGAUUCCGGUAAAGCACUUGCUGCAUUGCGCGUGGAUGGCGGUAUGACCAACUCGGAUGUGAUUAUGCAGAUUCAAGCAGACAUCAUUGGUAUCUCUGUUGAACGCCCACAGAUGCGUGAAUCAACGGCAUUGGGUUCGGCCAUUGCUGCAGGUCUUGCUGUGGGUAUCUACAAAUCCAUUGAUGAACUCAAGAAUGUCAACCAACUUGGUAUGACUGAAUUUGUACCAAAGAAUGAUGAGAAGGAUAGGGCAAAGCGAUACAAGCUCUGGAACAAAGCUGUUGAGCGUGCUGUUGGUUGGCUCAAUGAUGAUGACGAGGAGGAGGAAGAAGAGAGGCAAAAGUGACUCACCGGCAAGACUCGCUUGUGAAGUUGUGAUGUAGAUGGCGGGCUAUCAGAAAGGUUUCGCAUAAGUCUAUCGCAUUGACAUAUGGCCAUGGUUGCCAGAUCAAUAAGCAAAUACAUGCAAUAAAUUUAUGACUGCUUAUUUACACCUU
This is a messenger RNA of Protomyces lactucae-debilis, 2209 nucleotides long. Its product is annotated as putative glycerol kinase. The record is from RefSeq and is a predicted model, not a curated record. Gene Ontology annotation, molecular function: glycerol kinase activity. NCBI's taxonomy places the organism in Eukaryota, Fungi, Ascomycota, Taphrinomycetes, Taphrinales, Protomycetaceae. The transcript is spliced from 3 exons. Gene Ontology annotation, cellular component: mitochondrion. Gene Ontology annotation, biological process: triglyceride metabolic process; glycerol metabolic process; glycerol-3-phosphate biosynthetic process. The coding region runs from base 484 to 2058 and encodes 524 amino acids.